Trichoplax adhaerens is the source of this 12975-nucleotide messenger RNA. RefSeq lists its product as uncharacterized. The record is from RefSeq and is a predicted model, not a curated record. The transcript is spliced from 30 exons. Lineage: Eukaryota; Metazoa; Placozoa; Uniplacotomia; Trichoplacea; Trichoplacidae. Gene Ontology annotation, molecular function: dynein intermediate chain binding; ATP binding; ATP hydrolysis activity. Gene Ontology annotation, cellular component: dynein complex. Gene Ontology annotation, biological process: microtubule-based movement. Bases 1 to 12975 code for a protein of 4324 amino acids.
AUGUGGAGCGAAAAGCACGAUGACGUUGUGGAACGAUUUUUAGAUGAUCCCAACACACCUUUACUAAUUGGAUACAUUGAUGCUAAACAUGGCCUCUGUUUGUCCCAUUCAAUAUCUACUCAUCAGGUUGAUGAAAUGACAUACUUCAUUCGAUCAUCCAAAGUUACCCUAACGCAGCACAAUAUCAACUCUAUGCUACAAUAUGGAACCGUUAGGGCAAAUUCAAUACAAAGCCUGCUGAGACUAAUGUCAAGUAUAUAUACUCCACUCUUCCUACGAAAUGCUACAUGGCCUGACAGUAUCAAGAAUGACUUUUCCUCGCAGACACACAAAUUUAUGGCUAGUUUGACGGAUACAGCUCACAGGAUGGAUGGCCACACCGUAUUAUAUGUACCUGAUGAGGGGUUAAACAUCGAUGCCGAAGCUGCUGUCAAGAAUAAAGAAUUAGUCCAGCGUUUAGAAGCCUCUAUGAUCCACUGGACUCGUCAAAUAAAGGAAGUUCUAAGCAAUCAAGAUGCGGUUGAAACUGAUGAAAAUUCUGGGCCAUUGGAAGAAAUCCAAUUUUGGCGAAGUCGAUGUUUAGAUUUAUCCGGUCUUAGUGAGCAGUUAGAUAGGCCAGGUGUUAAGAGAAUUCGAGAUAUAUUAGAGCAUGCUAAAUCCUCCUAUGUAUCUCCUUUUAUAAGACUAUCAAAGUUAAUCCAGGAUGGUUCGGCUCAAGCACAAAGUAAUCUGAAAUUUUUAUCAACCUUAAAAGAACCUUGCUUAACCCUAUCAGAAUCUCUUCCGUCGGAAAUUAGUUCUCAGUUGCCACGUAUUCUGAACAUCAUACGGAUGAUUUGGAUCAAUUCUGAGUAUUAUAACUCUCGUGAACGAUUAACUGGCUUACUUAGAAAAGUUUGUGAAUGUCAAGUCCAUUUUGCAAGAUGUCAUGACGGCAACAAAAUUCAAAUGCCACAAUUUCACGGUUUGCGUGGACCUGACAUUACAAGAAGUUUGUUGGAAAUCGAAGCUACAUUUAAUAAAAAUUUACAAAUCUUACGCAAUGUAAAGAAAACCAUCUUGGAUGUUAAGGCUUCCUCGUGGCAUGAUGAUUACAAUAGAUUUAAAACUGGCAUAAAAGAUUUAGAAGUUAUGAUGCAAAAUGUGAUAACAUCAGCUUUUGAAACGAUUACAACUGUUGAAGAAGGUGUUGAGUUACUUGAUUUCUUCCGCCAUUUAUCAUCACGAGAGGCUAUAAGGCGUACCAUUGAUAAAAAGACUGUGGAAGUCUAUGGACUAUUUAAUGAGGAAUUAAACUUAGUCAAGAAGGAAUUUAACACUAAGACUCCAGCAGUAUCUCCUUUCGAACCACGUUAUGCUGGUUCAGCACAGUGGGCAAGAGCUCUAAAAAAGAGAAUAGAUUAUCCAAUGGAGAUCUUAGAGAAAGCAUUCUUCCUGCCCCAAAUUGGCACUGGCGACGAAAUAAGGGCUCAAUAUCAACAAUUAGGCCAAGCAUUAGACGAAUAUGUUCGUAAAAUGUUCAAUGAGUGGACAAGUACAGUGGACAGAGAAUUAAUGAAAUUACUGGAAGUACCUCUAAUGCAUAGAAGUGCUGAAUACCCAGCUAUGCUUGAUUUAAAUUUUGACAAAACUCUAUUGAAACUAUUCUCAGAAAUUCACUACUGGGAGAGAUUAAUGUUUGAAAUACCGCAUUAUGCUACUGAAGUCUAUCAAAAGCGAGAAGACUUACGUGUACUACGCGAAAACGUGUUAUUAGUUAUUCGCGAUUACAACGGAAUCAUACUAUCGUUAAGUAACGAAGAGCGCGGCUUAUUUAAAGAAAGAAUCCGCUACUUAGAUAAGAAAAUCCAACCAGGUCUUACAAAGUUAACUUGGGCAACUAAAGGCAUAUCCGAUUUCUUUAUCGGUGAAUGUCGAUUACACGCCAGCAAGAUACAAGCUAUCGUUAGUGACUACAAAAAUGCUAAUGCUUCGAUAUCAGAUCAAUGUAAGCGUAUUAGUGAAUUGCUAUUAGUCCGAGUGGAUAAAAAGAGAGUAUACGACGAUUUGGAUUUCGAUGAAGAUCAGGCUCAGCAUAGACUAAUUGUAGAAAGAAAAUUAAGGCAAAUUCAUCAUGGCAUCGUCGAGAAAAUGGAACAAGUAUAUGAAGUUUUUAAAGGGGACGGUACUGAUGUACAAUCUUCCUGGAGAAGUUAUACUGCAAAAAUGGACCGUAUGGUCGAGGAGGCUUGUAGGUUAAACGUUAAAUGGUCACUACAAGAAUUAUCGCGUGUUAUCAAUGGCGAUGGUAAAAGUUCACCUAAUCCGCUAUUCCGUGUAAAAGUUACACUAAUUGGCGACAAGAUUGAGUUUUCACCCUCACUUAAAAAAUUAGCGCUUAUGGUUAAAGAUAUAACCGAGCAGUUAAUUGUGUGUAUGAAAUGUAUCAAACGCUUGCCAGAUUUACUAACACCUGAAAAAUCUGAUAAAGAAGCAAUCUAUGCUAUUAUUUCACGUGAUGAUGAAAUUCGAAAGAUACAAAGCGCUAUUUUAGCUGGAUUGGAUACUAAUGAAACCCAUGUACAAAACUACUUAGCCAAAUGGGAUAAUUACAGAGAUAUAUGGGAAGUUAAUAAAGAAGCCUUCAUUCGCCGCUAUCAAAAUCUUAAUCCACCAGUAUCUUCAUUUGAUGCUGAUAUCGCUAGAUAUACAGAAGUUGCGAAUAAUGUUUCUAAAGAGGAAACAGUGUUGAAUAUCCAAUUUGUUAUGUUAGAUUGUUCACCACUAAAGGCUGCUCUUCAUCAUCAUUGCAGUUUAUGGCAAAAUAAAUUCACAACAUUGCUUAGUGAGAUGGCGACAACACGUUUGAAAGAAUUAAACGAAUUCUUAUCAACCAAUUCUGAAAAUUUAAGGACUCCACCUCAAUCACUAUCACAUCUAAGUAACAGUUUAGCGCUUUUAGAACAGUUGCAGCUAGAUUUGCCUAAAAUUGAAUCGAAGUUUCCUCCAUUACACGAACAGUUUGCCGUGUUAGAAAAGUACGAAGUAGAAGUUCCUGCUGAUGUUCAGAAGAUGCUCAAUGAUCUUAAUGGCGAAUGGGUUUCCUUCCAACAAUGCUUAAUGGAUUCUGAUAUCAUGCUUAAAAAGCAUAAGGAAAAAUUCAAAGCUGGUUUACUACACUCUUCUGAUGAGUUUAAGAGAAGUAUUUUGAACUUAAGGGACGAAUUCAAUAACAAGGGACCAUUCUUAAGCACUGUAGUUAUUGAGACGGCUUUAGAGAUUCUUAGUAAAUUCCAUGAUCAGCUAUUAGCUCUUAAAGAACAAGAAUCCAUGAUAAAGCAUGGUUUAAGUAUCUUUAAGAUUGAGCACCCACCAUCCAAAGAACUUGCAAAUCUAGAAAAGGAUGUCGAUCAACUAGAACAAAUUUGGACUCAUACUAAAGAAUGGGAAGAAUUAUGGUCCAAUUGGAAAAACGAAAUUUUCAUGGAAUUGGUCACCGAAUCAAUGGAAUAUACAUCUCAAUCUUUGUUGAAAAAGGUCAACAAACUAUGCCGUGAAUUAAAAGACAAAAAUUGGGAGAUUUGCGAUACAAUACGUGGUCGAAUUGAUCAAUUUAAGCGAACACUUCCUUUAAUACUUGAUUUGAAAAAUCCAGCUAUGAGAGAUCGUCAUUGGUUUCAGCUUAAGAAUGAAAUGCAAAGACCUUUUGAUCAAACUAGCAAAGAAUUUACUUUAGAAAAAAUGAUUGAUUUGGGUUUUGAUCAGUUUUCUGAUAUUAUUAGUGAAAUUUCGGCUGCUGCAUCUAAAGAAUUAUCUAUCGAAUUAGCAUUGCAAGAUAUCUCUAGUACUUGGAAAGCGAUGACUUUAGAUAUCGCUAGACAUAAAGAUCGUAAUUAUUUUAAAUUGCGUGCAACUGACGAUUUAUUCCAGCAAUUAGAAGAUAAUCAAGUCACUUUAUCAUCAGUAAAAGCAUCACGAUAUGUACGAGCAUUUGAAAAAGAAGUUGAUAAAUGGGAAAGAACUCUAUCACAUAUCUUAGAAGUGGUCGAACUUAUUUUAACAGUUCAGCGUCAAUGGAUGUAUUUAGAGAAUAUAUUCUUAGGUGAAGAUAUCCGAAAGCAAUUACCAAAAGAAUCAGCGGAAUUCGAUAUUGUUAAUUCCAACUGGAAGAGUAUCAUGGAUCGACUUCAUAAGCAAAAUAAUGCAUUAGAAGGAACUCAUCAUACAGGCAUGUUAGAAACAUUAUUCGACAUGAAUGUUAAACUAGAAGAAAUCCAAAAAUCGUUGGAUAUGUUUUUAGAAACCAAAAGACAAGUAUUUCCACGAUUUUAUUUCUUGUCGAAUGACGAUUUACUUGAAAUACUUGGCCAAUCGAAGAAUCCAGAUGCAGUCCAACCUCAUUUAAAAAAAUGCUUUGAUAAUAUCUACUCACUAAAACUAAAUAAAGCUAAUUUAUCACGCUCAGAAGCAUUAGGUAUGACAUCGGCUGAUGGCGAAUCAAUCGAAUAUAUCCAACCAGUUAUAUUAGAAGGACCAGUUGAAUCAUGGUUAUGCGAUAUUGAAAGUGCUAUGAGAAUGAAUUUAAGAGAUUAUCUGAAACGAUGUCGUAAUGAAUUAAAGAAAAAUUUAAAUAAGCGUGAAAAAUGGGUUCGUGAAUGGGCUGGCCAAUUGGUUAUUGUGGCUAGUCAAAUGCAAUGGACUGCCGAUGUGACUAAAGCAUUGAAUUCUGUUAAAGAUAGUGGUGAGAAGAAAGCUUUAAAAAGCUUAAAAAAGAAGCAGAUAUCGAUGUUGAAUAAAUUCUCUGAAAUGAUUCGAGGUAAUCUGUCAAAAAUUCAACGUAGUAAAUUAGUAGCUUUAGUCACGAUUGAAGUUCAUGCCCGUGAUGUUAUUGAGAAAUUGAUUAAAACUGGCUGCAAUGAUAUUACUUCAUUCGAAUGGCUAAGCCAAUUGCGAGUCUACUGGGAGAAAGAACUUGAUGAUUGUGCUGUACGCCAAACCAACACACUCUUUCAAUAUGGUUAUGAGUAUCUAGGUAAUUCUGGACGAUUAGUUAUUACGCCAUUAACAGAUCGUUGUUACAUUACACUAACUACCGCGCUCCAUCUUCACCGUGGUGGCAGCCCUAAAGGACCUGCUGGCACGGGUAAAACAGAGACGACAAAAGAUUUAGGAAAAGCAUUGGGAAAUUAUGUUAUUGUUGUUAACUGUUCAGAAGGAUUAGAUUAUAAAUCUAUGGGUAGAAUGUAUAGCGGUUUGGCACAAACGGGUGCUUGGGGCUGUUUCGAUGAAUUUAAUCGUAUCAAUGUCGAAGUAUUAUCUGUAGUUGCUCAACAAAUCUUAUCCAUAUUAACGGCACUAUCACAUGGUGCGCAACGAUUUGUAUUUGAAGGUCGUGAAAUUAGUUUAGUUGGUUCAUGCGGUAUCUUUAUCACUAUGAAUCCUGGCUAUGCUGGCCGAACUGAAUUACCCGACAAUUUAAAGAGUAUGUUUAGACCCAUUGCUAUGGUAGUACCAGAUUCAGCUCAAAUUGCUGAAAUCAUCUUAUUUGCUGAAGGCUUUUCGAAUACCAAAGUCUUAGCUAAAAAAGUCCAUACGCUCUAUUCGUUAGCUGUGCAACAAUUAUCUAAACAAGAUCAUUAUGAUUUCGGUCUACGUGCACUUGUAUCAGUAUUAAAAUAUGCUGGUAGAAAGAAACGAGAAUUUACAGAUAUGCUCGAUGAAGAAGUUCUCUUAUUAGCCAUGAAAGAUAUGAAUAUCGCUAAAUUAAAAUCAAGUGAUGCACCGCUAUUUAACGGUAUCAUAUCCGAUCUAUUCCCUGGUAUCGAAGCGCCAACCACCGAAUAUGGUCAAUUACGUACAGUGGUGGAAGAAGAACUUAAAUCAUCUAAUUUACAACCGCAUGAGAAAUUAAUCAUGAAAGUACUGCAACUAUAUGAAACUAAAAAUUCACGCCAUGCCGUCAUGGUAAUAGGUCAAACUGAAUCAGGUAAAACUGUCGUUUGGAAGACAUUACAAGCUGCAAUGACACGAAUGAAAAAAGUCCAUAAUGACCCUAAUUAUCAAGUUGUUAAAGAAUACCCUAUUAAUCCUAAAUCACUAUCUUUGGGUGAAUUGUAUGGCGAAUUUGAUUUAUCAACAAAUGAAUGGACAGAUGGUGUUUUAUCCAGUGUUAUGCGUCAAACAUGUUCUGAUGAGAAAUUAGAUGAGAAAUGGCUCGUCUUUGAUGGCCCUGUCGAUACAUUAUGGAUCGAAUCGAUGAAUUCUGUUAUGGACGACAAUAAAGUUUUAACUUUAAUUAACGGUGAGCGUAUAUCAUUACCUGAACAGGUAUCAUUAUUAUUCGAAGUGGAUAGUUUAGCAGCUGCUUCGCCAGCAACAAUUAGUCGUUGUGGUAUGGUCUAUACAGAUUAUCGAGAUAUCGGCUGGCAACCUUAUGUAACAUCAUGGCUACAAAAACGAGAAGAUCGCAAUUCAGUUGAACAAUUACAGCGAUUAUUUGACAAAUACGUUCAAAAAGUAUUAGACUAUAAGCAAGCACAUUGCACUGAGCUUGUUCCGACUACUGAAUUGAAUAAUAUUAAAUCGUUAUGUCGAUUAUUUGAUGCAUUAGCAACAGCUGAAAAUGGUGUCCAACCCAAUGAUGAUUACUAUACUAAAAUGAUCGAGUUAUGGUUUCUAUUUGCUCUCAUUUGGUCGAUCUGUGCAUCAGUCGAUGAACAUAGUCGUAAAAAAAUGGAUAAUUAUUUACGUGAAAUUGAAGGCCAAUUUCCCAGCAAAGAUACCAUCUAUGAAUAUUUUGUCGAUGCUAAGCAGAAAACAUGGGUACUAUGGGAGUCGAAAUUACACACUAGCUGGAAAUAUAGUCCUAAUUUACCUUUCUAUAAGAUUAUUGUACCCACUGUGGAUGCAUUACGUUAUGAUUUCUUGGUCCAAUCACUUUUACUAUCGCAAACACCAACACUUUUAGUCGGCCCAGUAGGAACAGGGAAAACAUCCGUUGCACAAGGAGUCAUUUCAAGAGCUGACCCACAGCAAUAUGGCAAAUUAAUUAUCAACAUGUCAGCUCAGACAUCAUCCAAUAAUGUCCAGGAUAUUAUCGAAAGUCGUGUUGAAAAGCGCACCAAAGGUGUUUAUGUACCUGUUGGUGGGAAAAAAUUAUUAACCUUUAUGGACGACUUUAAUAUAUCAUCCAAAGAUACCUAUGGCUCACAGCCACCACUAGAAUUAAUUCGUCAAUGGCUCGAUUACGGUUUCUGGUAUGAUCGUUCUAAACAAGCUGUUAAAUAUAUCAAAGAUAUGUAUUUACUAGCCGCAAUGGGCCCACCUGGUGGUGGUAGAACUGUUAUAUCAGGUCGAUUACAAAGCCGAUUUAACCUUAUUAAUAUGACAUUCCCACAAGAAAGUCAAAUCAAGCGCAUCUACGGUACGAUGAUCAAUCAAAAAUUACAAGAUUUUGAAGAAGAUAUUAAACCAUUAGGUGAUAUCAUGACUCAAGCAACGAUUGAUAUCUAUAAUUCAAUUGUAUCUAAAAUGUUGCCAACGCCGACUAAAAUACAUUAUCUUUUUAACUUGAGAGAUAUAUCUAAGGUAUUCCAGGGUUUAUUGCGUUCCCAUCGUGAUUUCCAUGAUACCAAGCAUAGUAUUAUUCGGCUAUGGAUACAUGAAUGCUUUAGAGUGUUUUCUGAUCGUUUAGUCGAUGAAAAAGAUCGUGAAGAAUUUCAGCAAUUAAUCUCCGAAAAAUUAGGCUCACUAUUUGAUUUACCAUUUCAUAACAUCUGCCCCAAUCGACAAGUACCUAUUUUCGGCGAUUUCAUGAAGGAAAAUCAAAUCUAUGAAGAUAUGACUGAUUUCGCUAAUUUAAAGCAAUGCUUAGAAAAUCAACUUGAAGAUCAUAAUAUGGAACCAGGCGCGAUUGCUAUGGAUUUAGUCUUAUUUCGUGAUGCAGUCGAGCAUGUUUGUCGCAUUAUUCGUGUUAUUCGCCAACCGCGUGGCAAUAUGUUAUUAUUAGGUAUAGGUGGUAGUGGUCGACGAAGUUUAACUCGGCUAGUAUCUUAUAUCUUAAAUUAUCAAGUAUUCCAAGUUGAAGUCACAAGGCAUUAUCGAUCGGCCGAUUUCCGUGAAGAUAUCCGAAAAUUAUAUCGAACAACUGGAGUGGAAAAUAAACCAACAGUUUUCCUAUUUGCCGAUACUCAAGUUCUUCAAGAAUCAUUCCUGGAAGAUAUCAACAAUAUCUUAAGUAGCGGUGAAGUUCCUAAUUUAUACAAACAAGAUGAAUUCGAGGAAGUCCGCCAGAGUUUAUUAAAAGCCGCUAAAACUGAUGGCAUUCCAGAUACUACAGACAGCCUAUUCGCUUACUUAAUUGAACGAGUGCGUAGUAACUUAAGAAUUGUACUAUGCAUGAGUCCAGUUGGUGAGACCUUCCGAAAUCGAAUUCGUAUGUUUCCAGCAUUUGUUAACUGCACUACCAUCGAUUGGUUUGGAGAAUGGCCAGAAGAAGCAUUGCAAGAAGUGGCUGAAAAAUAUCUCCAAACAGUUGAUGUGGGCGAUCUUGAAGAAAUGAAGCCUAAGAUUGCUCAAACAUUCGUUACUAUUCAUAGUUCAGUGGUUAAAAUGUCGGAAAAGAUGUGGUUAGAAAUGAAACGUCGUAAUUAUGUUACACCGACUAAUUAUUUAGAAUUAGUAGCAGGUUAUAAAAGUCUACUGCAUGAGAAAAAGAAAGAGUUAGGGAAUGAAGCAAAUAAAUUACGCAAUGGUUUGGAGAAAAUUGAUGAAACGAGAACAAAGGUUGAAACCAUGUCCAUCGAGUUGGAAAGAACCAAGAAUAAAGUAGCUCAAUUUCAGAAGCAAUGUGAAGAAUAUUUAGUGAUCAUUGUACAGCAAAAACGUGAGACAGAUGAGCAUCAAAAAACAGUCGCUGCACGGAGUGAGAAAAUCGAAGAAGAAGAACAACGAUGUCGUCAAUUAGCAGAGACUGCACAACAUGAUCUUGAUGAAGCGUUGCCAGCGUUGGAAGAAGCAGUUAAAGCGUUAGAAGCAUUGAAUAAGAAAGAUAUUACUGAAAUUCGUUCUUACGGGCGUCCACCACCUCUAGUGGAAAAAGUUAUGGAAGCAGUUAUGAUAUUGUUAGGCGCUGAACCAACAUGGGCCGAAGCAAAACGACAACUUGGGGAAACUAACUUUAUUAAGACAUUAGUUAAUUUUGAUAAAGAUCAUAUGACUGAUCGUGUGUUGAAAAAAGUAACUGGCUAUUGCUCUCAAUCGGAUUUCCAACCUGAUAUUAUCGGUCGUGUAUCAUUAGCAGCUAAAUCGUUAUGUAUGUGGGUGCGUGCUACUGAAUUAUAUGGACGCAUCUAUCGUAUUGUUGAGCCUAAGAAACAACGUUUAAAUCAUGCCCGUGCUCAAUUACACGAAAAAGAAAGAUCCUUAGCUGCAGCUAAAAGUAAAUUGAAAGAAAUUACCGAUCAAAUGGAAAAAUUAAAGCGUGAAUACGAUGAGAAAUUAGCGCAAAAGGACGAUUUACGUAAAACUGCUGAAUUAAACGAAUUACGUUUAGAUCGUGCUGGUAGAUUGGUUGCUGGUCUAUCAGGUGAAAAAUUGCGAUGGGAAAAUAGUGUUACUGAAUUGCAAUCUAAUAUUGCCUAUCUGCCUGGUGAUUGCUUAGUAGCAGCAGCAUUUUUAUCUUAUGUUGGAUCGUUUUUGUCGGGUUAUCGUGAAGAAUUAGUUAAUGGUAUAUGGCUGCCGCAAAUCUACAAAUUGCAUGUACCAUGUAAUCCAGAGUUAAAUUUCGCUAAUUUUAUGGCUAAGCCAACAACAGUACGCGAUUGGAAUAUACAAGGUUUACCUAAUGAUUCGUUCUCAACUGAAAAUGGUAUCAUAGUAGCUCGCGGCAAUCGUUGGCCAUUAAUGAUUGAUCCGCAAGGACAAGCAUUGAAAUGGAUUAAAAAUAUGGAAGGGAAUAAGUUGAGUAUCAUCGAUUUACAGCAAACCGAUUACAUACGAGUUCUAGAGAAUUCAAUUCAAUUUGGUACUCCGGUUCUAUUACAUAAUGUCCAGGAAAAACUAGAUCCAUCAUUGUCGCCUAUCUUAAAUAAAGCUAUUAUACGUAAAGGUGGCCAGUACUUUAUUCGCUUAGCCGAUAAAGAAAUUGAUUAUAAUCCAGAAUUUAAAUUUUACAUCACAACAAAAUUAAGUAAUCCUCAUUACUCACCGGAGAUUUCCACUAAGACAACUAUUGUCAACUUUGCUGUUAAAGAACAAGGUCUACAAGCGCAACUACUUGGUAUUGUUGUGCGAAAGGAACGACCAGACCUUGAAGAGCAAAAAGAUAAAUUGGUCAUGAGUAUUGCUGCUGGUAAGAAAAAAUUAGUUGAAUUAGAGGAUGAAAUAUUGAAAUUAUUAAAUACAGCUGAAGGCUCACUGUUGGAUGAUGAACAGUUGGUUAAUACAUUGCAAACAUCUAAGACCACAUCACAAGAAGUAUCUGAGCAAUUACAAAUUAGCGAACAAACUGAAAUUAAAAUUGAUACAGCUCGUGAAGGUUAUCGUCCAUGUGCUCAACGUGCUUCCAUUCUAUUCUUCGUCAUUAAUGAUAUGGGCCGAAUUGAUCCAAUGUAUCAAUUUUCAUUAGAUUCCUACAUUGAACUAUUUAAUGGAUCCAUUGAUAAGAGUUCACGUAGUUCAAAAUUAGAAGAAAGAAUUCAAUCGUUAAAUGAUUAUCACACCUAUGCCGUUUAUCGCUAUACCUGUCGGGCAUUAUUCGAACGACAUAAAAUGCUUUUCUCAUUCCAGAUGUGCGCUAAAAUUUUAGAAGCUGCUGGUAAACUCAAUAUGGAAGAGUAUAAUUUCUUCUUACGUGGAGGUACCGUAAUCGAUCGUGAAAAUCAAAUGGAGAAUCCAUGCAAAUGGUUAUCAGAAGCAGCAUGGGAUCAUAUUACUGAAUUAGAUAAGUUAACCAACUUCCAUGGCUUAGUAACAUCAUUUGAGCAAUAUGCAAGAGAUUGGCAUGUUUGGUUUACAAGUUCCGAGCCUGAAAAUGCUUUGCUACCUGGAGAGUGGGAUAACGCAUGCAAUGAAUUGCAAAAAAUGCUGAUUGUAAGAUCACUACGACCUGAUCGUGUUGCUUUUACUGUUGGAUCAUUUAUUAUUAACAAUCUUGGCUCACGAUUUGUUGAACCACCUGUACUCGAUAUGAAUUCAGUAUUAGAUGAUUCAAGUCCUAAAACACCACUUAUAUUUGUUCUCUCUUCUGGUGUCGAUCCAUCUGGUGCAUUACUUCAAUUAGCAGAUAAGCAUAACAUGAAUAAAAGAUAUAAUUCGCUAUCAUUAGGUCAAGGCCAAUCACCUAUAGCAUCACGAAUGAUUCGUGAAGGUAUUAUGGAAGGCCAUUGGGUAUUCUUAGCCAAUUGUCAUUUAUCAUUAAGUUGGAUGCCUCAAUUAGAUAAAAUAGUUGAGCAAUUACAGGUUAAAAAUCCUCAUCCCGAUUUUCGCUUAUGGCUAAGUAGCAGUCCACAUCCAGAAUUUCCAAUAUCAAUUUUGCAAUCGGGUAUUAAAAUGACUACUGAACCACCUAAAGGAUUAAAAGCCAAUAUGAAACGUCUCUAUCAAUCGAUCACCUAUGAACAAUUUAAUAAUUGCCGCAAACCGGAAAAAUUCAAGAAACUGUUAUUUGGUUUAUGCUUUUUCCAUAGUAUUCUACUGGAAAGGAAGAAAUUCUUAAUGUUGGGCUGGAAUGUUAUUUAUGGAUUCAAUGAUUCUGAUUUUGAAGUAUCAAACGAUUUGUUAUCAUUAUACUUGGAUGAAUAUGAUGAGACACCAUGGGAUGCAUUAAAAUACUUGAUUGCUGGAGUUAAUUAUGGAGGACAUGUUACUGACGAUUGGGAUAGACGUUUAUUACAUACCUAUAUCAACGACAUCUUUUGCGACGCUGCCGCUCAAAAUCCAUUUUAUAAGUUAUCAACAAUGGCCACAUACUAUAUUCCCAAAGACGGACCAUUGCAAUCUUAUCUGGAUUAUAUUAACUUAUUGCCAAAUGUGGAUCAUCCAGAAGCUUUUGGUCAACAUCCAAAUGCUGAUAUUGCAAGUCAAAUCAUCGAAACUAGGAUGCUAUUUGAUACUUUGCUGUCACUGAAGCCACAAGUUUCGGUUGCCCAAGGAGAGAGUCGAGAAGAUAGGGUCCAAGAACUAGCAGCUGAUGUGUUGAAACGUAUACCGGAAGACCUCGACCGAGAAAGCGCAGAAACUAUUCUAAUAUCUGAUCCUUCACCAAUCAAUGUUGUACUAGUCCAAGAGGUUGCACGCUAUAAUAGCUUACUACAAACUAUAAGGACAUCUCUACAAGACUUGGCUAAAGGGAUUAAGGGUUUAGUUGUUAUGUCAGCUGCAUUAGAGGAAAUAUUUUCAUGCAUAUUUGAUGGAAGAGUUCCGCCAUUAUGGAAUAAGACCUAUGCAUCACAGAAACCUUUAGCUGCUUGGACGAGAGAUCUCGUGAUUCGAGUAGAGCAAUUUAGUAAAUGGGCAAUUACUGCUCAUCCACCAACCUUGUUUUGGCUUUCUGGUUUUACAUUUCCAACCAGUUUCUUAACUGCUGUACUACAAACCUCGGCACGCCAGAAUAAUGUCUCAAUCGAUUCUUUAUCGUGGGAAUUCCCGGUUUCUACAGUUGAUGAUUCUAAUAUAAUGCAAGCACCCAAGGAUGGUGUAUGGAUACGUGGAUUAUACUUGGAAGGUGCUGGUUGGGACGUUAAAAAUUCCUGCUUAAUUGAAGCAGAUCCAAUGGAAUUAGUAUGUCCAGUUCCGGCUAUUCACUUUAAGCCAGUUGAAAACAAAAGAAAAUCAAAUAAAGGAAUGUAUGCUUGUCCUUGCUACUACUACCCAAAUCGUUCAGGUUCCGGAGGUAGACCUUCAUUUGUUGUCUCCGUUGAUAUUAAGGUGGGAUCAGUUACUGCAGACCAUUGGAUCAAGCGUGGAACGGCUCUUCUUAUGAGUUUAGACUAUUAG